This is a messenger RNA of Hevea brasiliensis (rubber tree), 3404 nucleotides long. RefSeq names its product ion channel DMI1. The record is from RefSeq and is a predicted model, not a curated record. NCBI's taxonomy places the organism in Eukaryota, Viridiplantae, Streptophyta, Magnoliopsida, Malpighiales, Euphorbiaceae. The transcript is spliced from 13 exons. The coding region runs from base 149 to 3067 and encodes 972 amino acids. Gene Ontology annotation, biological process: monoatomic ion transport.
CUCCCAUACCCCACCUUUGAAUCUCAAUCACAAUCAAUCAUCAAACUGACAGAUCUCUAUCUCUCUCUCCUUGUUUCCUUAUUCUCUAGCUUCGAGCUAAACGCACUCGCUCCUUCUCAUUAGAUCUCUCUGUAGAGGAAGAAGAGGAAUGAAGGACUCGCCUUCGGCUUCAUCUAUAGCUGUAAAUCCCAGCCCUAAGAAGGCAGAGAGACCGCCGCUGCUAAAGAAAUCCAAGACCUCAAUUUCCGAUGCCACUCACUUUCCCGGCCCGCUUUUCCCCGCCGUCCGCCACAUCUCUGCUUCCCCUCCUUCCCCUCCCCUCCGCUCUCCAUUUCCCGAUCUCCGUGUCUCCGUCGGCAACGACGAUGCGUCUUCAGCUCAUAGUAGUGGUAGUAGCAUUAGUGAUAGUAGCUUCUCUGGUCGGGAUUGGGUGUACCCGUCUUUUCUCGGACCUCACGUGGCGGGGAAUCGGGUAACAGUGAAAGGUCGGCGUAGUAGUGGUGGUGGUGGUGGUAAUAAUAAGGUGGUGGAGGAGAAGAAGGGGACUGGAAGUGUCUCGAGUAAUUCGAUGAAAGUGAAAGGGGAGAAAUUAAAGGUAGAGAAGGAAGUGAAAACGGCGGCGAGUCAAGUUUUGGUGACUCCACUGAGUUCUGUGACUCGGUCUGAUUCAAGGAGCAGUCGGAGAUUGAGACAUGCUUUGGUCUUUUAUUUUCUCAUUUUCUCUUGUAUAUCAUCUGUAUCUUAUUCAAUUCACCUGCGGAGUAAAGUCAGACAACUAGAGGAAGAGAUUAUUAACCUUCUUACAACAUGUAGCAACAAAGGUGGUGUUGGUAAUAACAGCAUUGAAGUUUUGCAACAUGAAGAUUAUAGCUCAUUUUACUUCCAAAAUGCUGACAGUAGAACUAUCGCUUUGUAUACUGUGAUAUUCACACUCAUUAUGCCAUUUGUAUUCUACAAAUAUCUUGAUUACCUUCCACAAAUCAAGACUCUCUCAAAAAGAACAAAGAAUAAGAAGGAGGAGGUUCCCUUGAAGAAGAGGAUUGCGUAUAUGGUGGACGUAUUUUUCUCUGUUUAUCCUUAUGCAAAGCUGCUUGCACUACUCUUUGCAACCAUAUUUCUGAUAGUGUUUGGCAGCUUGGCAUUGUAUGCAGUCAGUGAUGGUAGCUUUUCUGAAGCCCUUUGGCUAUCAUGGACAUUUGUAGCUGACUCAGGAAACCAUGCAGAUAGGGUUGGUACUGGGCCAAGGAUCGUUUCAGUCUCUAUAAGUUCAGGAGGCAUGCUGAUAUUUGCUAUGAUGCUUGGACUUGUCUCAGAUGCCAUCUCAGAGAAAGUAGAUUCACUGCGGAAAGGAAAGAGUGAAGUUAUUGAAAAGGACCAUAUACUAAUUCUUGGAUGGAGUGAUAAACUGGGUUCACUUUUGAAGCAGCUAGCAAUAGCAAACAAGAGUGUUGGUGGCGGUGUUGUUGUUGUUCUUGCAGAAAGAGACAAGGAGGAAAUGGAGAUGGAUAUUGCCAAGCUAGAAUUUGAUUUCAUGGGUACAUCUGUUAUAUGCAGAAGUGGCAGCCCUCUUAUCGUGGCUGACUUAAAGAAAGUUUCAGUAUCUAAGGCACGUGCUAUCAUUGUAUUAGCAUCUGAUGAAAAUGCAGAUCAGGUUCUUUCCCAGAGUGAUGCACGUGCUUUAAGAGUUGUGCUUAGCCUAACAGGAGUUAAAGAGGGCUUGAAGGGUCAUGUUGUUGUGGAGAUGAGUGAUCUUGACAAUGAACCUCUGGUGAAGCUUGUAGGAGGAGAACUCACUGAAACAGUUGUUGCACAUGAUGUGAUUGGACGUUUGAUGAUCCAAUGUGCUCUACAACCCGGCCUUGCACAGAUUUGGGAAGAUAUAUUAGGGUUUGAGAAUGCGGAAUUUUACAUCAAAAGGUGGCCUCAGUUAGAUGGUCUGCAUUUUGAAGAUGUGCUUAUUUCAUUUCCUGAUGCAAUUCCUUGUGGGGUUAAGGUUGCUGCAGAAGGUGGGAAGAUUAACUUAAACCCCGAUGAUAAAUAUGUUCUAAAAGAAGGGGAUGAGAUUCUUGUCAUAGCUGAGGAUGAUGACACUUAUGCUCCAGUUCCUCUUCCCAAGGUACGUGGAGGUUCUUGUCCAAAACUGAUUGAUCCUCCAAAAUAUCCAGAGAAGAUACUGUUCUGUGGCUGGCGUCGUGACAUUGAUGACAUGAUAAUGCUUGUUUUUUUUGGUCCUGUCAUUUCUCAGGUUCUAGAGGCAUUACUGGCUCCAGGUUCAGAACUCUGGAUGUUUAAUGAGGUCCCAGAAAAAGAAAGAGAAAAGAAGCUUACUGAUGGUGGACUUGAUAUUUCUGGAUUGGAGAACAUAAAACUUGUCCACUAUGAGGGAAAUGCAGUCAUCAGACGGCAUUUGGAGAAUCUUCCUCUGGAAACUUUUGAUUCUAUAUUAAUUCUUGCAGAUGAGUCGUUAGAGGACUCUGUUGUGCAUUCUGACUCACGAUCUCUUGCUACCCUUCUUCUUAUUCGAGAUAUACAGUCAAAGCGUCUCCCUUCUAGAGAUACAAAGUCAACAUCUUUACGGUUUUCUGGUUUCUCACAUAGCUCUUGGAUCCGUGAAAUACAGCAAGCUUCAGACAAAUCAAUAAUCAUUAGUGAAAUCCUGGAUUCUAGGACUAGGAACCUGGUCUCAGUGUCCAGAAUCAGUGACUAUGUGCUGUCAAAUGAACUGGUAAGUAUGGCUCUGGCAAUGGUGGCUGAAGACAAGCAAAUAAAUCGUGUACUAGAGGAACUCUUUGCAGAGGAGGGGAAUGAGAUGUGUAUUAAACCUGCAGAAUUUUACCUAUUUGACCAAGAAGAGCUUUGUUAUUAUGAAAUAAUGAUUAGGGGACGUCAAAGAAAAGAAAUUGUGAUUGGGUAUCGCCUUGCAAAUAGAGAUCAUGCUAUAAUUAACCCUCCUGAGAAGUCAAAACCAAGAAAAUGGUCACUUGAUGAUGUUUUUGUUGUCAUCUCCUUAGAAGUGCAUGGCAAAGAAGAUGAGAGAGAGAUUGUCCACAAAAUCAAACCAAUUUAAGAAGCAUACUGUUUCAAUGGAACUUGAGAAACUCCUCACAACCAAAACCCAAAGCUGAACACCCCCGGUCCCCCAGCCAGCGACUUAUUUUUAUACAAUGCAUACACAACAAUUUUUUCAGAAUACUCAAUCAAAACUUGCGUUGAUCACUCGUCCAAUCCAAUUCGUUAGAUUGAAAUGUCCAUCAUGUCCACCGCCAAGUUCUCCAUCAUCAGAGAAGCAACUCCGGAGCAAGCCAUCUCCCAGCUUCUAUUCCCUGCAUUAUUAUUCAAAUAUGUAACCAUCCAACUUUUGACAGAGAUCAAAAGAUUGUGUUUAAAGAAAAAUGACUUAGACA